This is a messenger RNA of Physcomitrium patens, 2186 nucleotides long. RefSeq names its product glutamate decarboxylase. Gene Ontology annotation, molecular function: glutamate decarboxylase activity; pyridoxal phosphate binding. Lineage: Eukaryota; Viridiplantae; Streptophyta; Bryopsida; Funariales; Funariaceae. The record is from RefSeq and is a predicted model, not a curated record. Gene Ontology annotation, biological process: L-glutamate catabolic process. Gene Ontology annotation, cellular component: cytosol.
UUUUUCCCUCUUGUGGAGUGGUGUUUUUUGUUUUGUUUUGUUUUGUUUUUUUUGGUUCUCUCCUCUAUAUGUGAGACGGAUUUUGUGAAGUAACUAAUUGCAAUUGUUGCAUGGGACGUUGCUUCUUGUGCUGUAACAGCCAGACUCGGGGAUAAGUUGAAUUGAAGAUCAAAAGAUCGCCAUUAAAUUCAACUUUUCUGGGUGCUUCAUUCGGCAUUGAAGCUUUUGGAUAAUUGGGGUGGAGCAUAAAGAUUUGGGGAGUGCAAGAGGGCGAGUUUCAACGACCACUGGAGCUAGCUUUCUGAAUUUUUGACGAAAUCUUUUUGGAAUUUCUUGCGUUCAGAGUUUAUAGUCAAGAUGGUGCUCACUCAGUCAAGAAGCAUGAAGGAUUCCAACACUCACACCAUAGACUCUAUGUUCGCUACUCGUUACGUCCAAGCCCCCCUUCCCAGAUGGAGGCUGCCGGAUAACGAAACACCCAAGGAUGCAGCCUCCCAAGUGAUAAACGAUGAGUUGAUGCUGGAUGGCAAUCCCCGUUUGAAUCUGGCGUCGUUCGUAACAACGUGGAUGGAGCCUGAGUGCGACAAGCUGAUUCAGAAAUCAUUGAACAAGAAUUAUAUCGACAUGGAUGAGUACCCCAUUACUACGGAAAUUCAGGACCGAUGCGUGAACAUGAUUGCACAUUUGUUCAAAGCCCCUCUAGACGACGGACAACCAGCGGUUGGAGCUGGCACAGUAGGGUCCUCAGAGGCCAUCAUGCUGGCAGGCCUAGCAUUCAAGCGCAAAUGGCAGCUUCAGCGAAGGGCCGCCGGAUUACCUUGUGAUAAGCCCAACAUGGUUACAGGCGCCAAUGUUCAAGUCUGCUGGGAAAAGUUUGCGAACUACUUUGAAGUAGAGAUAAGAGCUGUGAAACUCCGGGAAGAUUACUAUGUUAUGGACCCUGCAAAGGCAGUUGAGAUGUGCGAUGAGAACACGAUUUGCGUAUGUGCCAUCCUUGGGUCAACCUAUAACGGAGAGUUUGAAGAUGUUGCAACUUUAAACAAUCUUCUGGAAAAGAAAAACAAAGAAAACGGGUGGAACAUUCCUAUUCAUGUGGACGCUGCUAGUGGAGGUUUUGUUGCUCCAUUUAUGUAUCCAGAUCUUGUUUGGGACUUUAGGCUGCCGCUAGUGAAGAGCAUUAAUGUCAGUGGCCACAAGUAUGGGCUGGUAUAUGCUGGUAUUGGAUGGGUGGUAUGGCGCUCUAAAGAAGACCUCCCCGAGGAGUUGGUUUUUCAUGUCAAUUACCUGGGAGCUGACCAGCCUACCUUUACCCUCAAUUUUUCCAAAGGUGCUAGCCAUGUCAUCGCACAGUAUUACCAAUUCAUCCGGCUCGGCUUUGAGGGUUACAAGAAGAUCAACAUGAACUGCGCAGAAAAUGCCAAAUUCCUAGCAGACGGCAUAGUUGCAACUGGGAGGUUCAAGCUCCUGUCUAAGCCUGUAGGCGUGCCACUCAUCGCCUUCUCCCUGACCGAUCGCAGCAGAUUCGACGAGUACGACAUAGCUGAUGGUCUGCGCCGCUACGGGUGGACAGUCCCCGCCUACACAAUGGCUCCUGAUGCGCAGCAGAUCACUCUACUGCGUGUCGUUGUCCGAGAAGACUUCAGCCGCUCCCUUGCUGACCGCCUCAUGACAGAUUUAAAGAGAACCCUGGAGACAUUAGAUUCACAACCCCCGAAGCUGGUGCAAGCAGUUUCGGAGGCCAUUCAACUUCAGAACCCGGAGCUCGCUGAGCCUGAUCUGUCAGUUGACCAGAUUAAAGAGGCUACAACAGUCCUGUAUGGGUCAUUUAAUGAGACUGUUAAGAAGCAUGCUCAUUAUCAUCACCACAAAAAGCAGCAGAAGGCGCACCAGAAACACUCGAUCCACAAAACUAAUGCCGUUUGCUGAGCUUUCAAGUGCAAGAUGGAGCCCAUUGCUGUGCAGAUGACGUUGUGCAAGAGUGUAUGACAGUGAGAACCCACAUACUCUUUUGUAUUAUAUUGAAAAUCAGACUAGGGUCUUAGCGGUAUAGACCUGGCCUAAAUAGAAAUCCUAAAACAAUGAAAUAUAAAACUAACCUCUGUUGAUAGCUAUCAUCAGACGACGUAUUUUUUUUUAGUUGCUUUUGAAUAUAGUCAUGCUAUGUUUACCCGUGUGGUUUCUUUAUU